This is a messenger RNA of Schistosoma mattheei, 4576 nucleotides long. The record is from the annotation of a GenBank genome assembly. Lineage: Eukaryota; Metazoa; Platyhelminthes; Trematoda; Strigeidida; Schistosomatidae.
AUGGCUACUGCCACUAGUAGUUCUAAGCAACCAGUUUGUGUUCCUGAUAGUGUGACUGAAGAUAAGGUUGUACAUUGGAAAAUACAUCGUCGACAACUCGUUAACCCAUCAGUUUCUAUCUGCGAACUUGUUGAUGACGCGUCUGGUAAGAUAGACAUUAGAGCUCCUGGUUAUGGUUGGGUAACCAAGAUGAAAGAUGAAGGUGCCGUAGUUGUUCCUGGAUGUGUUCUAUUCAACUUCCUACCAUGCACACAUCACGUUGUAAUGAAAGACUUGUGUGCGGAAUGCGGUGCCAAUUUGCGUAGAGAAGGAGGGAUAUCAGGUGAACGGAUUACUGAUGCUAGUGCUAGUAUACCAAUGGUGCAUGCAAUCCCAGAACUUCAUGUCAGUGAAACAGUUGCAGAUGAAAUCGCUUUACAGGAUCAACAAAGUUUAUUGGCUGCUCGAAAACUUGUUUUACUGGUUGAUCUUGAUCAGACAAUAAUACAUACAACUAAUGAUCCAAAAGCUUUUAAAUAUAAAGAUGUACAUCGAUAUCGUUUGCCAGGAUCACCACUUGUUUAUCAUACACGAUUAAGACCUCAUUUAGAAAAAGUGUUAGAUUGUCUUAGUCAGUAUUAUCAAAUGCAUAUCUGCACUUUUGGUAACCGUGUCUAUGCACAUCAACUUGCUUCAAUGAUUGAUCCAAAACGUAGGUAUUUUUCACAACGUAUCCUAUCACGGGAUGAAUGUUUUAAUCCAGUUACAAAGUCAGCAAAUUUAAAAGCAUUAUUUCCUCGUGGCCUCAACCUAGUAUGUAUUAUUGAUGAUCGCGGUGAAGUAUGGGAUUGGUCUUCCAAUUUAAUUCAUGUUAAACCAUAUCGCUUUUUUCCAGAUAUUGGAGAUAUUAAUGCUUUUCCAUGGUCAUCACAACCAUCAUCAUCUUCAAUCCUUACUUCGUCAUCUUCUGGUAGUUUUAUAUCGACUUCAACAAAGGUCACAGAAUCCUCCUCCUCACCGUUAUCGAAUUGUUCAAAUGUUCAACUGAUCGAUAAACCUGAUCAAAAUAUGAAUUCACAGGUUAGUGAAGUUAAUGAGAAUAUUUUAUCACACGAUGUGGAAGCAAAGUCAAAUAACAAGGAUAAUAUUACAACUGCUAUCAGCAAUAAUGAAAAACCGGUUCUCUGUACACUGGAUAAGACUAAUGAUGAUGCUUCUGUUACUACUACUGAUAAUAAUGAUAUUGAAUUUUGUCAAACUCAAUCAACUAGUGCAAAUGUCACACUAAACUUAUCCAAAUCAACUGAUAAUAUUGGAGACCAUAUAGACGAUAAUUUCACCUCAACUACCGUUGUUGUUGAUGAUGAUCAUGACAAGAAUGAUAAUAAUAAUGAUCAUGAUUCAUUAUCGACAAUAAAAGAGAUAGAAAUAGAAAUAGACGCUGCAGAUGAUGAUUAUUUAUUACGUUUACAAGAGAUUCUAUUGAGAAUUCAUCGAAAUUAUUUUAAAACUUAUGAUCUAUGGCAAACUGGUCAUUAUAAUCGUCAUAAAACAACAUUGAUGACAAAAUCACUAGAGAAUAAACACAGUGACCAUUCAAUAAACUCAUCCAUUGUGAAUAAUUCACGUAAAAAUGUCUGCCUAACAAAUCGGACUGGAAAUACAGAUGUUAUAUCCACAUAUUUACCGCACGUUUCUGAUAUUAUAGCCAAAUUAAGAAAAACUGUACUUGGUCCUAACUGUCAUAUCACAUUGUCUGGGUUAUCACCUGCACAUUUUCCUGCUGAUCGGUGCUUAGCUGGUCGAAUUGUACGCAGUUUAGGUGGUAUAUUGCAUGCAAGCUUAAGACUACCGUCAAUAUGCAAUCAGUCAAAUGGUAAUGAUGAUAAGAAUGGUGAUAAUAUGACAUCUGUGCCAGUUAACAAGUUGGAGCUAAAGUCCGAAUCACAUGGUAUUGUGCAUAGUGUUUCUACUCACUAUACAACACAUUUAAUUGCUUGUCGUAGAGGAACAGAAAAAGUACAUGCUGCAUUAAAAUAUCUUACAAUAGAUAGUAAUAAUCUUCAAUUAAACAAUAAUUCAUCUUCACAUUCACUUCAUCUUGUUUCACCGCAAUGGUUAUGGUCUUGUCAUUAUCAUUGGGAUCAUGUAUGUGAAUCAAAGUAUCCAUUAGAUCGUGAUUUUCAUCCAAGUGAUUUUGAUCCGGAUAUUGAACCGAUUCCAGGUACAAUUCGAUAUGCAAAACGUAUGCGACGGCACUAUUAUCAUCACCAUCAUUCCCAUAUUAAUCCUUCUGAUGGACUUCAUCAUCAUUCUACGCAUAAUGAUAAUCGUCCACGUCAUCAUCGCCACGGUCAUAGUCGUCAUCACCACCAUCGUCAUUCUCAACAUCAUACUCAUCUUCAAGAUAAACAUUAUCAUAAGCAUUCACAUAAACAUCAUCGAUUAUCUAUGGAAUUAGAACCGUCUUCUGAUAUGAGUGAUGACAUUGAACAGAAAAUACCUCGUCUAGAUCCAAGUGUAGUCCGAUCCGCUUUAGAUUCUAUUCGUACAGAACGAGAAAACGAUCGAAAACGUAAAUUGAGAAAGAAAUCAAAAACUAAGAGACAUUAUAAACGACACCGUCGAGAUUUAUCUCAUCAUGAAAACGCAAAAGUGAAGAAUAUUUCAUUAAUUGAUAAUGUAACUAUAAAUGAUCAGGGUGGAAUAAUGUCCGGAAAUGAAAGUUCUUCAUCUUCUUCGUCAUCACCAUCAUUGAAAUCUGAUUCCUCUAUAGAAUCAGAUCUUGAUCAUCAUGAGAGACAACCAAAUAAUUCAUCAUCAUCAUCCACAGAAAAUUCAAAAUUAGCAUGUUUAUUUGAUGAAUCAUUAUGCGAUCAUAGUGAAAUUUGUCAAAAUAAUAGUAUUAUAAAUUGUGAUCUAUGUAAAUCAACUUCAUCAUUAUUAUGUAAUUCUGACAAGUUACUAAUGAAAAGUCCAGUAGUAGUUGAUCAUUAUGUGACAGAAAUUAAAGAUGAAGGAGAUCAAGAUUUCAAUGAAUAUACAACAACAAGAAAUCUCAUAGAAUUAAACGAUGAUGAAGAAGAGAGAGAAGGUACAGGAAACACAGAACAGUUCAAUGGGGAUGACGAAGAUGUUAAUGACGGUGAUGGUGAAGAGGAUGAGCAUUCCGAUUUAACCAAUGAACAAAUUGAAGGAGAAGAAGAAGUUAAAGCUCAACUCAGUGACUUUUUACCACCUCCAACAACUUUAGUAUUGGCAGAUAAUCCUUUGAUGCACUUACCUCCAGAUGCAACUGGUAAAAUGCUCGCUGAAAUUGAAGAUGCUGUUCUUGAAGAAGUAACUGAAAGAGCUACAUCAGUUCCUCGAGAAGCUGAAAUCUAUGAUCCAGCUAUAGAUAAUUUUAAUGAUUCUUCAUCAACAGAUUCUUCAUCAGACAAUCAAACAUCUGUUAUUGAAUUAACUAAAUUUCAUAAAUCUCAUAAUACAACUAAUGAAUUAAUUAAAAAUCCAAUGGAAUGUGAUCGUAGAACAUUAAAUUGGCAGGUACAAAGGGAAUUACUAGUACGUAGACGUCAUCGUGCAUCUCCUGUAGAAACUACAAAAAUUGACCGUGAAAUUCGCCGUUUAGAUCAACGUUUCCGUAGGGAAAGUCGACGUCGACGUUCAUGCGAUGAUUUAAUGUUUGGAUCAAUGAAAUCAAUUAACAGUGAUAAUGAUAAUUUUUUUAAUGAAUCGGACAGCGAUUGUGAUUCAUACGAUGCUGAUUAUCCAAAAACAGAUGCUUUGGAUGUUGUUAAGUUCUGGAAGCUAGAAAGGUUGGGCCCUGACGAGCACAUUGACAAAGUUCCUAAACAUCGCUUUUCAAGUCAUAAACGUUGGCUUAUUGGUUCACAUCAUCAUAAAUGUAGUCGUUUAUCUGUCUCUCCAGCAAUACACUCUGAUCCUGAACCGAAUACUAAUUGGUGGAUACAAGAUACAGAAGAUGCAGAAAAUAAAGAAUGGAACACUUGCCCUGAAGGUUAUGAUUAUGCUGAUGCUGAACGUACUCGAGAAAUACUGUAUGAUUCUCGACGUGAUAGAUAUGAAUCAUGUAAAUAUGAAAAUAAUAUAGCUUAUCAAAAAAGAGGUCAUGGUAAUUUAACACGAUGUCUAUUUGGUGCCGAUGAUAGUCCAGAAGAUAUAAAUCAAUCCAGUGCAGAUGAUGAAGAUGUAAUAGGUCCAGUCUCUGAUGUAUCAAUUGGUGAAGAUUCCGGUGACCUAGAAAAUGAUGAAGAUGAUGACGAAGAAGAGGAAGAUGAAGAUCUAACUGAUGAACGAUGGGAUCCAUUAAGAGAGUUUAUGUAAUAGCUUUAUUCAUUAUAUUUUGUUAUUGUUUAUGAAAUUGUACAUAUAUCUAUCACUUGUUCUCUUUAUAUUAUCAAUUUCUACUUUUGUAGUGUAUGUUUAUAGAGAGAGUGAUAUUGAUUAUCUUGUUACACCUUUUAAUCAUUCUUUACUAAUCAUAAUUAUUUUUAAACAUACAAUUUUAAUGUUUCUUCUUUUUUUAAGAAAAACACAAAGUUACUAUGAAAAGACACAAGAAAAAAAUCACAUC